Messenger RNA from Pocillopora meandrina, 2956 nucleotides. The record is from the annotation of a GenBank genome assembly. NCBI's taxonomy places the organism in Eukaryota, Metazoa, Cnidaria, Anthozoa, Scleractinia, Pocilloporidae.
CUGAGCUUGGGAUGUCUGUGCAGACACUGUGUCGCUUAAACAAAGAUGGCGGAGAAAGUGGCCGAUACGAAGGAAACGAAAUCAGCCGUAGGAUCAGGUGAAGGCCAUCAAGACGCUUUCAGGGAGGGCAUUCUGCAAAUGUUUCGACCGGCAGUUGAAGAACUGGACAGUAAAGCUCUAAGUGUGAGGUACUAAUGGCAUUGAGAGGGGUUCAACAUCUUUCCUUUCCUUUAUCUUUGCAAGCCAUACUUACAUUAAAAAAAAAAAAAAAAAAGGAAAACAGACCCAAAAGCGAAGAUAGACUCAGAAAGAGAGAGAGAGGGGGGGGGGGGAUCGAUCCUACUAUGAUCAAAGAAUUUUAUCUUUUAAAUGUUACAGACAAUCUGUUCGUACUAAAUUAUGGUACAAUGGCCAAAUUAAAUAAUAGGAUUUCUGUAACGUCAAGAUUUUAACGUUUCUCGGAAAGAAAUAUCACACAGUCAAAAAUCGUUAAAUGUGCUACUCUGAGUGCCUUAACACGAAAAUCCGCGUUAGUAAUAGGUGAAGGGGCAGAGUUUUGCCGGAAUUAGUAAUUUUAAUAUACUGGGCAAUAUGGUUCCAAGAUUAAUUGGUAUAAAUCUACUAACGUACUAUCAAUAAUAGAGCAAACUGAUUGGCCACACUACGUGCUAUCUAUUUAACAAAUAGAUUCUAGGUUUUGGUGCAUCUGUUCAGUAAUACAACACAGAUGACAUCAAAAUGCAGUAAGAAAAAAAAAAGUGGCACACAAGUUACAGCUUUAUUUAGCCCAGGAUAGCCAUCCAAGUGAUCAAUUUUUAUUUUCAGAAAAAGUCAAGUUGAGUUACGGGAACAAAUCGACAAGUUAGCACAAGGUUAGUGUAAGUUUUAAAUGUUGUUGAAUAAAUUAUUUUGAUCGGAUGGUGUAAUUGCACCUCAUCUUUCAUUAUUUAAGUUGUGUCUGGUAAUCUUUUGUCUAGAUCUGCAUAGAUUGUCUGAGCUUCAAGAGUUCCCAAUCGACCUCGAACCAUAUGUAAAGAAACUGAUGAAUUCAAGAAGAAGAGUCAUGUUGGUAAACAACAUACUACAAAAUGCUCAGGUACUGGAAUCGACACACUCUUGCAUGACUUUGCACAUAAACACAGAUUUUGAAUUAAUUUAGCAAAAGUUUGUCUUAUGCUUGUGAAAUGUAGUUCAUGGCCAUUAUGACACUGUAUCUGAUGCCUCAUGCAAACUUGUGCCAAGUGGCUUCUUGGUAAAUGCAGUAAUCAAAUUUUAGCAGAGCCACUGAGCUAUUGAUAACAUACUGUAUUUAUUUGGCUAUAAGCCAAGACCCCAAACUUUGUACGUGUAGACUCUGCAUAAUGAGAUCCAAAAAUAAAUCGAAAACACCUGGCUACAAGCUGAGACCCAUUCAUUAUCAUUGAAAAAAAUCACAUCAAUUGUCAUAAAUGAGGCUUAAACAAUGGUGAUUUAAUAUGUAAAGGACAAAAAAGCUAACUAUUCAAUUGAAAAGCAAUGAAUCAAAACUCAGAUGAAUUAAUGUGAUCCAAAAUAUCAAUUUAAAACUAACUGUGUUGACACACGUAUGCGGUUUGAACUACCAUCCAGUCGCACUCUCGAAUUGGAAUUAAAAGUUAAUAACCAAUGAUUGCAUAUUGUAGGUAAUUUAGUGUUAACAACUGGGUUGAAAACGUAAAUUAGCCACCGUAAAGGGUAAAAAGCUGACGUUUCGAGCGUUAGUUCUUCAUCAGAGCGAUUAGAGGAAUUGUGGGUUGUGUGGAUGGAUUUAUUCCUCUAAUCGCUCUGACGAAGGGCUAACGCUCGAAACGUCAGCUUUUUUACCCUUUAUGGUGGCUAAUUUACAUUUUCAACCCAGUUGUUAACACUAAAUUACCUGCUAUACUCUCCCACCGACGCAGCACCACAGUUUCUUUAGAAACUUACCCCUUUAUUCGAUUACAUAUUGUGUUUCUUUACUUUAGCUUGGCUUAUAAGUAAAUACAUCCUGAUUUAGUAGAGUUUCCAUGCACUGAAAAAAUUUUUUUCAAAAACUUUCAGCUAUAAGCUGAGACCCCCUCUAGAGCCUAAAUUUUAAUUCACUUCAGUUUUAAUCUGUGUGAAAAUCGCUCGGUUUAUAGUUGAAUAAUUAUGGUACUAAAAAAAGUUGCAAGGUUCAUAGUUAACUUGGAGUAACUUCUUUUGUGUAAUUAUUGCCCAUUCUUAUUGAAGAGAGAAGAUUAAGGUCCAAGAGCUCACUUAAAUCUGUUUAAGAAUUACAUCCUUAGUACUAGUAUCCAUUUUUAUGAAUGGAAAGGACUUGGUUGGCUCAAUUUCAUUUUUGCCUUCAAGUCUAGUCUUCAUUCCUCCUUGACAAGAGACAUUUUGGCAAGGCUGUUGAUAACUUUGAAAUUAGAAGGCAUACAAGAAAUAGUAGGUGGCUAGGUUGUCAUGGAGGCCAUAUUGUUUUGUCAGUCAACAUGCAAGCCUGAGAACUGUUCACAUAAAAUGUCCUAGGCAUUCAGUAAAUUUUGUGCGUACAUUCUAAGAAAUCGUGAAGGUGGAAUUGAUUGACACAAUAAUCUUAACCUGUUACCAGUACACCGUGCAUGCUGUUUGACUCAAAACUGGGAAAUGGUUACUGUCAGUACAAAUAUCUUUGUUUUACAUAUUAUGCUAAUGUGAAGUUUACGUGGCUAACACUUGACCAUCACUGAUCCUUUCUGAUAAAAAGUCACCUAUGUGGUGUUUUUAUACCAUUAUGAUAGGAAAUUAUUAUUUCAAGAUUUAACAGAGAGAGUUAUGGGGUUUAGUGGAUUUCUUUGGUGCCUCACACUUCAAUUGAUAACAAUUUGAAUUUUAACAUUUUAUCUAGGAAAGACUUGGAAGGCUUCAUCAAAGUGUCACAAGAGAGACUGCAAGGAGAAAAGCUCUGCUGGAACCAUCUGAGUUUUCAUGA